This is a messenger RNA of Diachasma alloeum, 1602 nucleotides long. RefSeq names its product SET domain-containing protein SmydA-8. The transcript has 4 exons. The coding region runs from base 18 to 1562 and encodes 514 amino acids. NCBI's taxonomy places the organism in Eukaryota, Metazoa, Arthropoda, Insecta, Hymenoptera, Braconidae. The record is from RefSeq and is a predicted model, not a curated record.
UUGUAGAAGCAUUCACAAUGCUCAUCAAAGAAAUUGAGAAUGAGAUUCAGAAGUACGAGGAGGCUUCUUCAGGUCAACUCGGAAGGUAUCUGAUAGCGGGCAAGCAGCUGUCCCCUGGCGAAGUGAUUCUCCGCGAGAAGCCGCUGGCAGUGGGUCCCGCAGUCUUCAACGACAAUUUAUUAUGCUUCGGCUGCCAGCGGACAAUCCCAAACCUCCCACUCCUGCUCAGGUUCCACUGCAAGACCUGUGGAACCGCGAUCUUCUGCAGUUCCCCAUGUGAAGCUCGUCGAGGUCUCCACACGCCCCCAGAAUGCGCAGCAUUCAAGGGAUCUCGACACCUGAGGGACCUCGACUGGCCCGAAUUCCGGGGGAUCAUCUUCCCGCUGCGUCUGUGGCUCCUCCAGGAAGCGGACGGCGACUCCUGGCGGGCGCUAAUGGGCCUGGAGGCCCACCUGGAAGACCGGAAGGACACGCGAGUCUGGCAGGAUCGCCAGGAGACCGUCGUCGACGUCCUGAGGCGGCUGGGGCUGGCGGAAAAUGCCGACAACGUCCUCCAAAGGAUCUGCGGAAUCGUCGACGUCAACUCCUUCGAGCUCCGAUCCCCAGGAACUCUCGAGAAUUCCCCCCUCCGGGGACUCUAUCCCAAGGCUGCCCUCAUGGCUCACGACUGCAGGGGAAACACUCACUUGACUGUCGACGACGAUUUCAAUUUAACAGUUUACGCUAGUCUUUCUAUCGACAAAGGCGCGCCCAUCCUCUUCAAUUACACCUCUUCCUUGCUGGGGACUCUUGAGAGACGCGCGUUCCUUCGGGAGGGGAAGUACUUCAAUUGCAAUUGCGCGAUGUGCCGGGAUCCCGAGGAACUCGGGGCGCAUCUCAGUUCGAUUUUGUGCCCUCGGUGCAGGGAGGGAUUCCUGGGGGUUGAAGAUCCGGACGUUGGGAAUCCAUUUGUUCGGAAGAGAAAUUGGAUUUGCGGUUAUUGUGGGAGAUCGUACUCCGGGAAACUUGUCAGGAGUACAUUGGAUUUGGCGCAGUGGAAGAUUAUAAAAAGCGAUCAUUCGAGGGCUAAGGACUUGGAGGAAUUGAUCAAGAGCCUAACUCGUACGUUCCACCCCCACCAUUCACUAUUACUGAAUCUGAAACAAAAAUUGUUGGCAAUUUAUAGAAAGGAAAUGGCGAGUUUACGUCCCCAGAAACAAAUCCUUCAGAGAAUGUUAGAACUGUGUAGAGAAUUCGUGGAGGUUCUGGAGAUUGUUGAGCCCGGAAUUUCGAGACUGAAAGGAAUUAUGCUGUACGAAAUGCAUCUUCCAAUGGUCAUUCUAUCGAAUCGCGCCUACACGUCCCGAGAGAUAUCGUCAGAAGAAUUGGCAGUUCGUCUGGAGGAGGCCGCGAGGCACCUGAAGAAGGCGCUGUCGAUGCUCCUCCUUGAACCUGCGACCACCCCCGAAGGACUGUUAGCGAAAAGAGCGCUUCAGGAAUAUAAAACACUUCGUCAGAAUUUGGAGGACGUAAAGUCUCUUCCGCCUGCCCCGAAAUCGACUAGUUUCACUUGUAAAAAAUGAAGUAAUUAAACCCCCAAAAAUUUUACCAUCAAUUAACCCC